Molecule: messenger RNA, 11730 nt
Organism: Musca domestica (house fly)
Lineage: Eukaryota; Metazoa; Arthropoda; Insecta; Diptera; Muscidae
Product: histone-lysine N-methyltransferase ash1-like
Exons: 6
Coding region: 808-9207 (2799 amino acids)
Cellular component (GO): nucleus
Molecular function (GO): protein binding; histone methyltransferase activity; chromatin binding
Source: RefSeq, a predicted model, not a curated record
UCAUUGAAUUAAAUUGCCAAUUUUAUAAUUUAAACUUGAUAUAAAUUCUUCUUUAAAAGUAAUUUCUGCAGCAAUCUGUAUUGUAAACACGUCAUUACAUGAGUACAAUGUCAUGAACAGCUGAUGGUGUGUACCCUGCUUAAUCGAGAGCAUGCCGUGUGAACAUCCCGCAAUGUCUCCUCUCCAUCGAUUACAUUGUCAUUUUUAUUUUCGUGUGGUUUAAGUUUUUAGUUUUUAAUGCGAAUAAUAUUACGGAAAACUAACAAAAAGUUAUAAAAAUUGUAAAAAAAUAUUAAAUCUCAAAGCUUAGCUUCAUGGUGAAAUGGAAAAAGGCUGGAAUAUUUAAACGGAACGUGUCCAAACAAGAAAAAAUCUAAAGUGAAAAUUUUGUCUGCCACCACCAACAAGAAGAAAAAAUAAACGGCGCCAUUUUAAAGAAAAGAAAAAACAAAGCAAAGCAGGCAAAUGCAUUAAGAAAAAACAAAAGAAUGUGUUUAAAAUAAAAGAAAAUAUAAAAGGCAGAGAGUGCACGAUAAAGAAGAAGAAGAAACAAAAAACAGAUCAAACAAAAGUGAAGUGUUGUAAAUUCGGUUUUGUGUUUUUAUUUCUUUAAUUAUUUUAAUUUUUUUGUGGACUGUGAGAAAAUUUUCACUUCUAUUUGUUCACAAAAAAGGAAAAGAAAAAAAUUCAAAGCAGCAGUUGCAACAAUCGAGUAUAGAUGAAUGUGUCCACAACAACAACAACAACAAGAGCAGCAGCAGAGCAGAUACAUGAAACUUAAAUUGUGAACAAGUUUUCCAAUAAAUAAUGAGCACAUCGAAUGAUGCAAAAACAAGGAAUGUUUCGGAUUUGCAGCAUCAGCAACGUAAAGAACAAACUACACACGAAAACAAGAAUGAACAUGAAAGCUCACAAAAAGAUAAUAAACAUAAAAAAAGACAUGAAAAGAAGAAAAUCACAAACAGCACAGCAACAGCAGCAUCAACGUCUUCGAGCUCAGCGGCGACAUCGAAUAGCAGGAGCAGCAGCAGCAGUAAACACAGCAUUAGUAACAGUAACAGCAGCAACAGCAGUCAUACCAGCACCAGUAACAGCAGUACCACCAGUAGCAACAGUAGUAACAACAAUAGCAACAGCAGCCAUCUCCAUAUUUCCAAUAUUGCAUUAGCCACGCAAUUCAGUAUACAACGUACCGAUUCGGAUGGUUGUUUGCGUAUGAAAAUAUCAGCGAUAAGACCUUCUACAACAGCAACAGGUGGGCAGAAUAAAAAGGUAGCAACUGCAACGGCUGUGGCUGCACCAAAAGACCAAGGAGAAGCAAAACUAGUAAAUAUCAGCCAUAGCUUAGAAUCAAUUAAAUUGAAAAUUUCUCCACCACCACCGCCGUCAACGUCAGCCAAUAAACAAACAACAUCAUCAUCAUCAUCAUCCGGUGUUGGAGAGAGUAAACGAAAUAAGUCUGAAGAAAAAAUGAAAACAUUGCUAUCAACACCACCAACAGCAUCGACAUCAUCCACGACGACUACUACGACGAUGAUGACAACAACACCAAUGUCUGUCAUUGUGAGUCCAUGUGCCGUUAGAGAGAAGAAUGAUUUAUCAUUGGCAUCACUGAUUCCAUCACUGACAAAAACCACAAUGGCUGGUGGUGGGGCGGAGAGUGAUAUUACCGAUUCUGGUUGCUCAGAGGCUACUAAUACAACAAUUGCAACCACUGGUCCCGAGAAACCCUCCAAGAGAAAAGUAAAACGAAAAAAAGCUUUGCUGAAGGGCGCCCUCGAAGCCAAGCGUACCCUAAAGACAUUGAAAACCCUCAUUAAUUCUCAGCAAAACAAUGCAUUUUCAACGGAUUCAGAAGAUGAUGAACCUUUAUCGAAUAAAUUGCUGCCAAACGUGGCAGCGGCAGCUGCAGCAGCAACAACAACACAAAGGGCUCCACGUUUGCUACUAACCGCAGUGGGUGUUAAACACAAUUCAAAUAAUAUGCUGGGCAGUCAAUUGUUAGCUGGAUUAACCUUGAAUUCUUCCACUACCGGUGGUGGGGGAGUUGGUGGAGGUAGUGAUCACAUUGGUCUAUCCAGCAGCGAUAACGAUUUACCCAAUAUAAGGGCAGCUGUUGAAAGAGUGGUAGGUGAUUCGGAUGAUGACGACGAUGACGAUGUAAUGUUAUCCCAUUAUCCCAAGGCCAAAACGAAAUAUCAAUCAACAUUACUGCAAGAUUUCAAUGAAAAGACUCAAAUGUUGGGUCAAAAUUCCAAAUCAUCCGAAAGCGAACCCCCCAAAAUAUCACAAGUGAUGGCCCAGCAUGAAAUACUGGCCCACAUCAACAGUAAUUCUCAGUCGGAGAGUGUGGCCUCGUCGUCGGCAAGUGUGGUGAACAAAAAACGUAGAGGUAGACCCAAAAAACCCGAUAAACCACCACCACCGCUUCGAGAUGUGACACAAAAUUCAAUGUCAUCCUCAUCACCGCUUCACAAUAUGCUGCCACACAAAGUGGCGAAUAUAAAUGAAUCGGCUGACUCGGGGGUCAUAUCCACCACAAGUAUAUCGACGCAAAGUACAUCACCACAUCCCUGCACAACACUGGCUUCAUCGGCAUCUGGUAAUGAUGCCACUUCCUCCCCACAUUCUCCCAAUAAAACUGUUAAUAAUACGCCCGAAAAGCAGCACCAGCAGCUCAAUGAGACUGCAUCCUCUUCAAGUACAAGCAAACCUAAAAUUGAUAUUGCCCUGCUGGACAAACGUAUGUAUGCCACCGAAAGAGUCCUUUAUCCUCCGCCCAGAAAUAAGCGUAGACAAUCAAUGAGUGCUGCACUGGGGGGAGGGGGAGGUGCAACUAGCGAAAAAUGUCGCAACAAUGCGCCGGCAAACAAUUCCCAUCAAUUAACAGCCACAAAAGAUGAUUUGCAGCUAGACCCUGUGUGGCGAAAAAUCGAUGUAAAUCGUAAAUUUCGUCGUCCCAGUGUUUGCAGCACCACGGGUGGUGGCAACAGCGGGGGUGGCGGUGGUGGGGGUUAUAAAAGCGAUGGUGGUCUCACUGACACCGAUCGUCGUAGUAUACGGGAUCGCUCCAUUAAAUCCACAGUUUGUAGUAAAAUUUUGGCAGCCAAGAGUGGCUAUGUCUCCGAUUACGGUUCGUCAUCGUUUCGUGUGACCUCGAAACAUUCGAAACACUUCCAUAAUUCGGGUUACAAAAGUGAUGCUAGCUGUAAAAGUCGAUACAGCACCAAAAGUUGUGCCUCCCGCAAGUCACGAGCCAAAUCGUGCGGUUAUCGCAGCGAUUGUAAAGAAAGUGUUUUGGGCACCUCAUCGAAAUCCUCGAAAUUUCGUCGAAAACGACGCGCCUCCAUUAUGCCGAAAUCAACAAUGGGUUCGCUCAAAGACGAACAGGAUAUUUUACAGCUGGCCGGUUUAUCUUUGGGUCAGAGCAGUGAGGAGUCCAAUGAAUAUGUUUGUAAGCCAUCAUUGGAAAAAUUACCCACCACCAGUGCCAGUAAAAAGUAUGGGGAAAUAAAUCGUUAUAUAGCGACGGGGGAAUAUUUUGGUCGAGGAUCAUCAAGUAAAUCUUUUGCCAGUCUGAGCAGCAGUAAUCAGGCGAAAAUAUUUGAUCUAUCCUUGGAUUUGCCCGGCACACCCACGCAAGCCAAAAUUGCGUUACAUCAGCGUAAAAAUUCAACAACUUCCGAAUUUGCCCAUGAUUUGUUAAUGCAGUUGCCGGUGGCACAACAUCCGGCCCGUAAGAUAAAAUCACGGCGCUCCUCGGUGGCCAGUUAUUGCAGUUCAUUUUAUUCGGUGGGCACCACCAAAAUUCGGAAACGACGACGAAAGAAACUUUUUCGUUUCCACAAUUCUUCGUCAAGUAAAAAUUCUGUUAUCGAUUCGAAAUUACUAACGGAAAUAGAAAUACUCACCAAUACAUUUGCCUCACGAUGUCGAAUACAAACAACAACAACAACGGCAGCGGCGGGAAUAAGUGACAAGGUUUCAGCGGCGAGUGGUGGUAAUGUUUCGCUCAAGGAAAAACUUAUGGCUGAGGCUAAUAAACUAAAGCAAAGUUUUGCGGCUGCUGCGGCCGCGGCCCAGGCAGCAUCAAGUUCUAACACGGCGUCAUUGCCCUCCAACACGGUCAGUAAAAGAGGAGAUGCGCGUGACAAGAAAUCCCUUAAGAAACGAAAAAUGUCCGAGAAUCUUGACUUUGCCAUGCUUUCGGCAAGGGCAGAAGGUAGCGCCGCCACCCCGUCGGGGACACCACACCAAGGAACAUCCUCCUCCUCCAAGAGACGACACAAAAAGGCAAGCAGUUCUAGUCCCGACGAUCACAAACUGCCACUGAAAAAGCGUCAUUAUCUGCUAACGCCGGGAGAAAAAUCCAGUGAAGUUGCUGUGGCAGUGGCGGCAAAAUUAUUUGCCAAUAACUCGGAGGCAUGGGCGGCAGCUGCAGCGGCAGCCAAAACCACCGCAAAUACAAAAUCUCAACAGCAAUUCAAUGCCCGGACAGCAAAAGCGAAUUUGACACCAAAGAAGCGACAUCUACUGCAACAACACCAGGGUCACCAUCAUCAUCAUCAUCACGCCCCCCAUUCGAUAAGUGAAGACUCGAGUAGCAAUAAAACUGGUAGCACACUAUCACCCCUACGCGUGGCUGUGGGUGACUCCAUCAGCGGUGGCAAACUACUGGACAUAAGUCCCCAGUCCUUAAAUAGCCUCAAACAAGUCACCGAAGCUGUUAACAAAAAAAGGUCCCGCCUGGAGGGCUUGGUAUCACGCAUAGCUACCACCAACCAUCAGGGCGAUGAAGUGGGUGCUGGAAAAAAUAAAUCUCAAUUAUCAUCUACUCUGCAAAUUGAAUCGGAAUCAUCUUCCUGUCCACCGCCGGGCGUAUUUGAACCUUCCGUUGAGUUAGAGAUUCAAAUUCCUCCCAUGGCCAAGUUAAGCGAUUCAGCAACGGGUAUUAUUACCAAAUCGGAAAUUGAGUCGCCUCUGCUUAUGGACAUAAAUAAGAGCUAUGAGGUUGUGCCACCCAAAAGCAAUGGUCAACGCGGGGUUGUGGAAUCAUUGCUUAACAAAACCGGCGGCAAUUUGAUAUUGAAAAGAAAACGUAAGAAAAUAAACCGCACUGGAUUUCCAACGGUAAGGCGCAAAAAACGUAAGGUCCAGGAAAAUCUAGGCUUGGAUGAUGUUACUGCUGAUAAUGAGGAGGGGGAUCAUCGACUGGACUCCUCUCCCGCCAAAGUUUCACCAACCGUAGGUUCUUUAACUAACCACCCGGCCAAAAAGUGUGAUCGUGUACCCCAGGAAGGUGAGACAUCACAAACAUUUAUGGAACGUAACAAUCGUACGCCACGGCUGUCGGUGGUGGCUCUCGAAAGACUACAGGAAUCUCCACAAACAAAUAGGGAAAAAACGGAAAGAGCUGAAGCGACCAAGGAUCAAAAUGCCAAGACUGAACAGCCAACUACACCCAAGUCAAGGCAUGGAAGGCGUGAGGUGAAAAGGAAACUAGAUAAACAAGAAAAGGUGGUGGUGGAUGUCAGUUCCACUGUGGUUCAAAAGUUGUCCAAAUCCCUGCCAGCAAAAACGCUUGACGAUGAUGAUGAUAAACCGUUGGCCUCAAGAGCCCGAAGACGCUCUAAACCCCUUAAAGAAACAAAGGCAAGUAAUAAGGAAGCCACUGGAGACAUUACAACAACUAAACGCAAAGCACCUUCGGCCAUAUCAAAAACGGUAAAAUCUCUAUUAGAUGCCAAUAUCAAAUUACCGGCUGGCAUCGAUCCCAGCUCCUUGAUGAGUUGUAAAAUCAAACUGAAGCGUCGUAACUCCAUACACCCCCUUGCCAUAACAGCAAAAUGCCAGACUGUUGCCCCAAGACCGUCUCUGCCCAUAGAAAUCGAACCAACCCUGGAGGAAAUAGAACUAGCAGCAGCAGCCAAAGAUUGCAAUCUGAACUAUGAGGAACAUGAUGUUUUACCUUUGCAUGAAAAUCUCCACUAUGUGAGUACUGAAGGAGCCGAACAAAGUGAUACCAGCGAGGAGAAAAUAUCAACGUACUCAUCGUCGUCUUCCAAAAAAUCGAAGCUGGGCAAGAAAACCUAUUUGGUUGCGGGAUUAUUUUCGGAUUAUUUCAAAGUUACUCCGGUAGCGGGCAGUAAUGGGAAUAACAGUGGCAACAAGAAGGGUGCCAAUAAGAAAGACGGCAGUGGAGAUAAAAAGACCGAUGGAGAUAACAAACAUUUGGGGGCUGGCGAUAAGAUUGCAGAAGCAAAAGAUGCCAAGGAAGUCAUUGAAACGAUGGCAGUAACGCCUACUUUGCCUCCACCACCCUAUUGUGAACGGUAUUUUCGACGUACCCAAUAUGAUUUUGAAUUACCCUAUGAUAUAUGGUGGGCCUAUACCAAUUCCAAACUGCCGUCGCGCAUCACCGUGGCCUCAUGGAAUUUCCGGAAAAUACGCACCAACAUCUAUGCCGAAAAUGUAAAACCACCACCGAUUGCAGCCUACGACCAUCCCAUGUGUAAUUGUAAACCCGACAUGGGAUGUGGUGAUAACUGUCUAAAUCGCAUGGUCUACACCGAAUGUUCGCCCUCGAAUUGUCCCACGCGCGAAAAGUGUCGCAAUCAGAAGAUACAAAAACAUGAAAUUGCACCGGGUGUGGAGCGUUUUAUGACCGAAAACAAGGGAUGGGGUGUACGCACUAAACUGCCCAUACCCAAGGGCACUUACAUCCUGGAAUACGUUGGUGAGGUGGUUACCGAGAGAGAAUUUAAAGAUCGCAUGGCCAGUAUUUAUCUCAACGACACCCAUCACUAUUGCCUGCAUCUGGAUGGUGGUCUGGUCAUUGAUGGCCAUCGCAUGGGUAGCGAUUGUCGUUUUGUCAAUCAUUCGUGUGAGCCAAAUUGUGAAAUUCAAAAGUGGUCUGUCAACGGGCUGUCACGUAUGGCCCUCUUUGCCAAGCGACCGAUACAGGAGGGCGAGGAGUUGACAUACGAUUAUAAUUUUUCGCUCUUCAAUCCAUCGGAAGGUCAACCGUGUCGUUGCAAUACGCCCAAUUGUCGCGGGGUGAUUGGUGGCAAGUCACAGCGCAUUAAACCGUUGCCCGUGGAGGCGAAGACGCCCAGUGAAACACCGUCGAAGGGCGAUGCCAAGGGCCGACAACGAAAACGUAAAGCCAAGAAGAAUACCCAAAAACAAACGCCAAAAGAUGCACCGACACCAACCCGAAUGCAUCCUCUGUCCGAGAGAGAGCGAAAAUUUGUCAAACAAUAUUCAAUAUUUUUGAUAAGGAACUUCGAAAAGAUACGAGCAAAAACUAUGCUACGUAAAGCGGCCGAUAGAGCAGAAACACAAACACCCUCAACAACGCCGGCAACGAGUCCCAGCCCUUUAAUGCCGGGCGCCAUAUCCCAAAGACGUCCCUCAACACCAGCAUCAUUGGCGGCCCAGAUAACAGCCUUGUGCACAGCUCGAAAUAUUAAAACACGCGGUCUAACAUUGGCCGUGCAGGAUCCUGAACUCGAGAAAAUGGCAAAAAUGGCCAAGAUCUUGCGGGACAUUUGCACAAGUCUGGAGGCCGUGAAGAAUCCCGAGAAUAAUCUCUCUCUGGUAUCACUGACCUUAUCAAAUUCCACUUUGGCAGGGGCCAAUAAAAAGAAAAAAGCCUCCCUGAAGAGUCAACAGAAAGCCGAGCUCCACGAUUUCAAAUCAAUACAAAGUAAUGUUGAGCAAGGUUUCUAUAAACAGCCAAGUGAAUUCAAUAUGGAUAUGGAAAAACUCUUCAAGGACACACGAAUGUUGCUGGAAAAAAAUGAUGCGGCAAAGCUGCAGCUAUUGGAAGCGCUGGAAAAAUCCUUUGUGGAGGAAAAACAAAAACAAUACUCAGCCUUAUUGGAAAUACUUGGUGAUGAAGCAUUGCUCAAAGAUUUCCGAGAACCAUUGGCAGCAACCCCAACUACUCCAGCACAGCAAGAUGAGCAAAACAACACAACAACAACAGAUCACAAUCCCUCAAUGCCUUGCUCCUCCUCCUCCUCCACGUCAAAUGAGGACAUAAUACGUUGUAUAUGUGGCCUAUUCAAGGACGAAGGUUUGAUGAUACAAUGUGCCCGCUGCAUGGUAUGGCAACACACCGAAUGCACCAAAGCCGAUGUGAAAGCCGACAACUAUCUCUGUGAACGUUGCGAACCACGUGAAGUGGACCGAGAAAUACCCUUGGAUGAUUUCACCGAAGAGGGCCAUCGUUAUUAUCUCACCUUGAUGCGUGGCAAGGACUUACAGGUGCGUCAGGGUGAUGCUGUUUAUGUUUUACGUGACAUACCCGUCAAAGAUGCGGGCGGUAAUGUGGUGCCCACACAGAAGCAUACCUACGAGACAAUUGGCGGAAUCGAUUACAAUGAAUGCGAUAUUUUUCGCGUUGAACGUUUGUGGAAAGACGACAAGGGAGAACGUUUCAUAUUCGGUCAUCAUUUUCUACGUCCACACGAGACAUUCCAUGAGCCAUCACGUAAAUUCUAUCCCAACGAAGUGGUUCGCGUUCCCCUCUACGAAGUUGUACCCAUUAACUUGGUCAUUGGCCGUUGUUGGGUUCUGGAUCGUACGACAUUUUGUAAGGGACGUCCGAUCGAGUGCAACGAUGAGACGCACUGUUUCAUAUGUGAGUUGCGGGUGGAUAAGUCGGCGCGUUUCUUUUCCAAGGCGAAAACAAAUCAUCCGACUUGUACAAAAAGUUAUGCAUUUCGUAAAUUCGAUGAGAAGUUGCGAAUAUCGAAAACGUAUGCGCCACACGAUGUUGAUCCGGCUUUGUUAAAACCCCGUAAACAAAAGACUGACAGUGAAUGUCCAAGCAUAGCUUCGAGUUCACCAGCAGUAGCUGCUGAAAAUAAUGUUGUUGGUGGAGGUCAUACAACAAAGCAGUUGGAUACGAAUAAAACACCACAAAGCUCAAACAAAUCGAAACGGCAAAGUAGCAAGAGUCCAGCGACAGUUAUUGCAACAACAACUAUGACGAUACGAACUGCCGCCUCACCAAAAAUUACCCUCAAAGAGAAACGUUCGCAUUUGGAAAAUGUUUUGAAAUCCCUCAAACUACGUCAAAAACUUACAAAACCAAUGGCAAACAAUAACGAAACACCAUUAGAUUUGUCCUAUUUAUUGUCAGGACGUGGAGCUCGCCAGCGAAAAACACCACUUGCAAUACGAAAAGAUUUUGUUUAAUGCUGCUUCGUCCAUGGAAGCAUAAAUGCUGCUGAAAGGAAAAUUAAAAACAAUAACAAACAAAUUGUAAAAUAAACACCCUUUUUUUGUAACAUAAAUUUGAGAUUUAUAAUUAAGAUAAUCAAAUCUAUAUACCUAACAAAACCACACACCCACAUCCACACUAAAACGACACGCUUCUACUAUCAAUUUUACAUAAAUUAUGUAUGUAUGUAUUUUACAAAUUAGACAUUAUAACACUUUUUUAGUAUAGAAAGAAAGAGUUUCGAAAUGAUUGCAAAAAUAAGAAACAUUUACAUUAGGGAACUACAAAAUUGUACAUUUUAUUAGGUAUUUCUUUUUUUUUUAUUUAUUGAUCUUAGUCUAAGAUUAUAUAUAUUAAGAAUAUGAGUCGUCUUCUUCUGUAUACACACUGCACGUGAUCAAGAAUCAAAUCGAAAAGAAACCCAACAAAUCAUCCUUUUAUGAUGUUUAAUUUGGUAUUUUUUUAUUCUCAGAACAAAUAUCAUUUCCCAGUUUUAGUCUAAUUUUCAGCAUCGAAAAAAAACAUUGGUUUUCUCUCCAAAUUGUUGGCUAUGUAAAAAAAAAAAAACAACUCAAAUGCCCAACCCUUUUAUUUUUAUACCCUCCACCAUUUGUCAUUCCCUUUGUAACAUCUCGAAAUAUACAUUUUAGACCCCAUAAAGUAUAUAUAUAUAUUCUUGAUCAGCAUAAAUUUCUAUGUCGAUUUAGCGAUGUCCGUCCGUCUAUCCAUCUGUCCGUCUGUGGAAAUCACUCUAGCUUCCAAACGAAUUGUUAAAGUAGAUUGAUAAAAAUUUUCUCAAAUGUAUAUUAUGCAAACCAUGUUGGGAUAAACGCUGAUUGGAUUGUUAUUGAUUUCACUAGUGGCCAACCAGUUUGGAAAAUAAAUUCAUUGGAGUGGAGUAAUCUGGCAAAUCAUUUUGAAAAAUAAACUUAUUGGACUUGAGGUCACUUUCUACGAAUUUACCUUAAUUUGGAGUACAACCUGGCUUUUUGUAUCCAGAGGAUCGCCAAUGCUCUCUACAACAUAGGAGAGCUCGCUUGACAGUCCAAAAAAUGUAUAUUAUUUCUGCAGGACUUUUGGUAUUGAAAAUUUGCCAUGUGGGUCCGCGUUUUGGUAUAGCCCCCAUAUAACGGUACUCUCCGAUAUUCGGUAUUUUAAUGAUUUUAGCGACAUUAUUCAUCCGAAUUGAUUCAAAUUUGGUAUUUAAAGUUCGUAAUGGAUACUACAGCCUAAGAUAGAAAAUUGCCUGUGCAGGUCCACGUCUUCGUAUAGCCUCCGUAUAACGUUACCUCCCGAUAUUCGGUAUUUUGAUGAUUUUAGCGACAUUAUUCGUCCGAAUUGAUUCAAAUUUGGUGAUUUGAAGUUCGUAAUGGAUACUACAGCCUGAGACAGAAAAUUGUCUGUACAGGUCCACGUCUUCGUAUAGCCUCCGUAUAACGUUACAUUAUUCGACGAUUUUUUUUUUCAAGAGACAGAAAAUUGUCUGUACAGGUCCACGUCUUCGUAUAGCCUCCGUAUAACGUUACAUUAUUCGACGAUUUUUUUUCAAGUUUCGCAUUUGAAUAUUGUAAUGGCUUAUGACAAAAAUUACCUAUGCAGGUCCAUGUCGUCGUAUAGACCCUAAUAUAACAGUUACAUUUAGUAUUUUUAAGAUUUUAACAGAAUUUCCAACGGAUUUUAUUGUUUUUGAGAAUUGUCAAAUUCGUUCCAAAUGGUGGAGGUUAUUUAAAGUUCGGCCCGGCCGAACUUACAGCUUUUUUACUUGUUUCUUCUUCUGAAAAAAGAUUAUUGUUUUUAAAAUGCCUUGUUUUUUUUUUCAAAUUUUACAAUAUUUUAUACGAUUUUUAUACGCACUCACAUGAUCAUGAUGAUGACUACAUAAUAAUUAUUAUAUGAUUUAUUGACUUUAUAUGGAAGAUAUACCUAUAUCGGUGGACUUUGUUUUAAACAAAAUUUAUUAACAAUAAUUGUGCUUAUUAUUUAUUUAAUAUUUCUCUUAUAUACAUACACAUAAUAUGUAUAUUGUUUUUUUUAUAUUUAGUUUUUAAAUUUAACAAAAGAAAAAUCAAAGGGUUAGUAUUCGAAACUAACUUGAAAAAAUUAUAGGAAAUUUUGUUUGUAAUUUAUUUGCCCGUACAACUUCAACACACCCACACCCAAUUAUCAUGAAUUUAUUAUAUUUAUAACAACUCUUGUUUAACAUUUAAUGCUGUAAUAUAUUGAACAUACUUCUCCAACCCCUUUCCACAAUUUUAGGUAUUAUUACUUUGCUCUUUAUUGAACUAAUGUUGUGUUAUUGCUGUUUAUUAUAAUUUUUUUUUUUUUUUGAAUUUAGCUGUUUUUUUUUUCUUUUUAUUCUGAACCUAUUUUUUUUUUUUUUGAAUAUAGUUUUAUUUUUUUAUACACCAUAGUUUUUCUACUUAGUUAUUUUUAAGUAGCACAUUUUUUCUCCAAUAAUAAUAAUAAUAAUAAAAUUCUGCAAAACAUGGUUUAAUGCA